Molecule: messenger RNA, 564 nt
Organism: Ascoidea rubescens DSM 1968
Lineage: Eukaryota; Fungi; Ascomycota; Saccharomycetes; Ascoideales; Ascoideaceae
Gene: VPS68
Product: Vps68p
Exons: 2
Coding region: 1-564 (187 amino acids)
Biological process (GO): late endosome to vacuole transport via multivesicular body sorting pathway; protein targeting to vacuole
Cellular component (GO): Vps55/Vps68 complex; fungal-type vacuole membrane
Source: RefSeq, a predicted model, not a curated record
AUGGACGUAGGAACUCACUCAGAAAGACUCUUCAAGUUCAAUUUGCCCUUCAAGUUGCCUUCAUCCACUGUUCUCAGAGCUGCUGGUGUCUAUCUUAGUGGCAUUUUGUACUCUGUGGGCUUUUGGUUCUUGGUCGAUGCCUCGAUAUAUAGCAAAACAGUCAAUGCCUCUAUAGUCCAUGUCACUUUUGUUGACUGGAUCCCAGGCAUCUGCUCGUCGUUGGGAAUGUUUGUAGUGAACUCCAUCGACAAAAACAGGCUUUUUAAUGAUUCCCUCAAUGGCAGUGGAGGUGGUGGUCUAUCCUCAUUUAAUGGCGGUCUUUCUUCUACGUCGUGGUACGCAAGACUAAUAUUGUUCUUUGGUUUCAGUUUGUUGGCUGGUGGUUUAGCUGGUUCUGUGGUUGUGCUCGUUUUGAAGUUCUUGAUGAAGGAUUUCAAUACCUAUCCAACGUUGGGGAUGGGUGUUGCUAAUGUCGUUUGUAACAGCUGCAUAAUGCUAAGUUGCAUUGUAUUAUGGAUCAGUCAAAACAUUGAAGAUGAAUAUUCCUACUCAUUGGUUUUAUAA